AUGAAAAAAGCUAGCCGCACGCAACCUACGAUGGGCUCCCGUGACGAUGAGUACGACUACUUAUUCAAGGUUGUGUUGAUCGGCGACUCUGGAGUAGGAAAAUCGAAUUUACUCUCACGGUUCACUCGCAAUGAGUUCAAUCUGGAGUCGAAAUCUACGAUAGGAGUAGAAUUUGCCACUCGCAGCAUCCAAGUGGAAGGAAAAACAGUGAAAGCUCAGAUCUGGGAUACUGCUGGUCAAGAACGGUACAGAGCCAUCACAUCAGCAUACUAUCGUGGAGCUGUUGGAGCGUUACUGGUCUAUGAUAUCGCUAAACACGUCACGUAUGAGAAUGUUGAACGUUGGCUGAAAGAACUGCGCGAUCAUGCGGAUCAAAACAUCGUGAUUAUGUUGGUUGGUAAUAAGAGUGAUCUCCGCCACCUUAGAGCUGUGCCCACGGAUGAAGCGAAAAUCUACGCGGAAAAGAAUCAGCUGUCUUUCAUAGAAACAUCUGCCCUUGACAGCACUAACGUAGAAGCAGCAUUCACAAACAUCUUGACCGAGAUCUACAAGAGUGUAUCCAACAAACACGUUGGGUCAGAUCGUAUGGUGCCGUUGCCGUCGUCCGGAGUCGACAUCACCUCAUCAACCAACGAAAACCAGAAGAAACAGUGCUGUUCGUCGUGA
This is a messenger RNA of Necator americanus (New World hookworm), 666 nucleotides long. RefSeq lists its product as uncharacterized. Bases 1 to 666 code for a protein of 221 amino acids. Gene Ontology annotation, biological process: exocytosis. NCBI's taxonomy places the organism in Eukaryota, Metazoa, Nematoda, Chromadorea, Rhabditida, Ancylostomatidae. The transcript has 7 exons. Gene Ontology annotation, molecular function: GTPase activity; GTP binding. Gene Ontology annotation, cellular component: Golgi apparatus; recycling endosome. The record is from RefSeq and is a predicted model, not a curated record.